Eubalaena glacialis (North Atlantic right whale) is the source of this 497-nucleotide messenger RNA. It is a transcript of the gene SH2D1B, whose product is annotated as SH2 domain containing 1B. NCBI's taxonomy places the organism in Eukaryota, Metazoa, Chordata, Mammalia, Artiodactyla, Balaenidae. Bases 81 to 497 code for a protein of 138 amino acids. The record is from RefSeq and is a predicted model, not a curated record. The transcript has 4 exons.
GAAGGAAGAGGUAUUUCCACAGUCUCCAUUAGGCCAACUGCUUCCUCUUCUCUCCUCAGAGUUGUCUCUGAACUUGAGAUAUGAGAAGGUUCACCAUGGAUCUGCCUUAUUACCACGGCCCUCUGUCCAAGCGAGACUGUGAGACCUUGCUGCUCAAGGAAGGAGUGGACGGCAACUUUCUGUUAAGAGACAGUGAGUCUAUGCCUGGAGUGCUGUGCCUCUGUGUCUCGUUUAAAAAUUUGGUCUACACAUACCGAAUCUUCAAAGAGAAACAUGGGUAUUACAAUAUACAGACCGUGGAAGGCGCUCAAAGACAGAUCUUUCCAAACCUAGAGGAAUUGAUCUCCAAGUUUGAAAAACCAAAUCAAGGGCUGGUGGUUCACCUUUUAAGGCCAAUAAAGAGAACCUGUCCCUGCCUGAGAUGGAGAAGAUCGAAGAUAGAGCUAGAUGGUGUUUAUGAGAACAGUAACAGCGAUUAUGUGGAUGUCUUGCCUUGA